CAACCCUCGUGAAAGGGUCUUGUGCCAUGUUAAAAUUCGAAGGGUUCAAGUUCGUCUCCUUUGCGUUUGCCUUUGUUUAAAUUUUCUAACACUAUCCUUGAUUCGCAUUUGUGUUUGCCACUAAUCUUGUGUGCGGUUCAUGUGGGUGCUGCCUGCUUAAACGCUGACUUAAACAAUUCCAAAUAAUUUAUGGCCGCCUCUUCAAACACCUAAAAAGAAAAAAAGAUAGACGAAAAGAAUAUAAAGGAGAGGUAAUAUGCAAUUCCACUUGUCAAAUGCUUUGUACAGGCUUUCUUCACAUCCUACGUUGAAAAGCAUUAUGAAAUAUCAUGCACAAAUUCCCUACUUCAAAACUAGUUUAACAACUGCAAAAUAGCCCUGUUUUUUGCCACAAGAAAAUAAGUACACCAUUACGACAAGAAGAAGACAAAAAAACCAUUAUCCAUUGCCAAAGUUCUUGAAAUUUCAUGCUUAUAAUCUAAGUAAGUAGCCAGAAGUUCUCAUAUCUGCUGUCCAUGAAUAUUUUGGGGAGGCAAAGAUUCGGAAUUACAGCUGAAGAUCAUGAUGAACUUGGGCAAUAGAGAAAGAAUUUGCAAUUGUCUGCUUUGUAAUCAUCUUCAGAAAUUGGAGGUUGCAGUGAACAUAGAUCAUAUUGUAGUUUUAACAGCAAAUGGCCAUGGAUGAUGAAGUACCAGGAGCUGUGGGGACAAGCGCGAGCUUUGCUUUGAGAUUAGGGCAGACCAUCUUCUCCGCCGCUUCUCUUUUGUUCAUGUCGUUAGGAGUUGAGUUUCACAACUAUACUGCCUUUUGCUUCUUAGUAACGAUCAUGGGUUUGGUCAUCCCCUGGAGCAUUACUUUGGCAAUGAUUGAUAUAUACUCUGUCUUGAUCCAUUGCCCCAUUCGUCAGCCAGGAAUUCUUCUCUUCAUUGUUUUAGGAGAUUGGGCAUUAUCAUUCCUCACUCUUGCAGCAGCUAGCUCAAUUGCUGGAAUAGUGGAUCUUUUGCACAGGGCAGAUGUAACAUUCUGUCCUGCCGGAUUAUGCAGUAGAUAUCAGAUAUCUGCUGCAUUGGCCUUCUUGUCAUGGUUUCUCUCCGCGGCCUCAUCUCUUUCCAAUCUUUGGUUGCUUCCUUCUCUGUCAAGAUGAUCAGUUUUCCACUGUUUUCACGCCGUAGCUCCACCUAGCCUAUGUAUGGUUGCAUGGAAGUAUCUGAUAUACAGGUAUUCCAUAUAUUUUAUAAUUUUUAGUGUAUCUUGAAAAAAUCACUUUAAGAACCCACACUCUUAUCACACCCGUUAGAUGUUGGUAUGUCAUGACAAAUGAAGAAUCCACGCAACAUAGAAGGAACAGUAGAAUGUUGGGGAGCUAUUUAUGUUAUAUUGAACAGUAGAAUAACUUGUUAGUUAGAGUCUUAGAGAUAUAUGUGUAACAAAUAAACUUAGAAUACCAAGUCAACAGUGACUUCCAUACAGAUAAAUUAGCUAAAUUAGAAUGGUCAAUCUACUCCUUUUUCCUUUGAUGUAUCCCACAGGUUAUAUGAUCAUGUAUCCAUUCAGCUCCAUUGAGGCUCAUUUUAUACAGGUGUACCUGCUGCAAUGAAUUUAUUAUUUAACUA
Nicotiana attenuata is the source of this 1613-nucleotide messenger RNA. RefSeq names its product CASP-like protein 5C1. The coding region runs from base 671 to 1144 and encodes 157 amino acids. Gene Ontology annotation, cellular component: membrane. Lineage: Eukaryota; Viridiplantae; Streptophyta; Magnoliopsida; Solanales; Solanaceae. The record is from RefSeq and is a predicted model, not a curated record. The transcript has 3 exons.